Messenger RNA from Aaosphaeria arxii CBS 175.79, 2680 nucleotides. RefSeq lists its product as uncharacterized. The transcript has a single exon. The coding region runs from base 442 to 2400 and encodes 652 amino acids. The record is from RefSeq and is a predicted model, not a curated record. Lineage: Eukaryota; Fungi; Ascomycota; Dothideomycetes; Pleosporales.
GGUACUUCUACUAUUAACUAAACGGUUGGGGCUGGGCGUACGUACCUCCGUGCCGUGCGUGCCACUCGUGCCUACCUCAUACCUUGAUACAUAUACGCGUAUACCUACGCUAUUGCAGCUAGCCAUUAUUUACCUUCCUCUCGGUCUAGAAGUCAAAAACAGCACAUCCUACGCUCACACUCACCAGAUCCAUUCAUUUGGUUAUUGAUUCGUUGUUUGGUUGUUCACCUUCUCCAUUACCUCCGCUUUAGGCCCCCUUCUGCCCUGUCUAAGGGGCGGUGUCGAUAAGGGAGAACCUGCCUACUACCUGCAACAACAGAAUCCCAAUCUCCCAUUAUAUAACGACUAUACCUCCCGCUAGGCAUCGUCAGCCUCGCAGCCUCACUCAUGCCAUCAUAGGAAUUCUCUUGCAUUUCCCUACGCCCUUUCAUCCCUGUCACGAUGCCCACGCAACACACAUGUUUUGGACGGCCUGUUCGGUUGCAGAUGCCCCCACGGCGCUUCCAAUUUCUCUUAGGCUUUGUCCUAAUUGUCGCUGUAUACUUGGGAGUUUCUGGCCCCACUCCUUCGGCUGAGCUCUACGAAGAAGUCGCAGAAGCAGUCAAGAAUCCUCACUUGCCCAGUGUCCCGAAGCUCGAAGAUCUACCCAAGGUUCCCAUUGGACCUGUACCAAACCCAUUCGGUCCCGCCGCCCAUAAGCCACCUCCGUCUGCGAACAGUACUACUGAUAGCCAGUAUCGUCCCCUCCAAUGGCUACCCGACUUCAAAUGGCGGAACCCUUUCUCCUCGUCCGUUACCCAUGACGAGGAUAUCGCAGUUCUUCCACCUCUGAAGGAGCGUCCACCGAUCUAUACAUUCUACGACGUGAGGGGCAAGCAGGGCAAGGAAGUUUCGGUAGCAGAGAGUCGAUUGAUAUUGGCAUGGCGCAGAGCCUGGUGGGCACAGGGUUUCAAGCCUCAAGUCUUGUCCCGCGACGAAUCCGAGAAGCAUCCUCUAUACGAUCUGGUACAGCGCAUGAAGCUCGAUUCGAAGGUGGAGUUGGAGUUCAUGAAGUGGCUCGCCUGGGGCCAUAUGGAAGGCGGCAUUCUUGCUAACUGGCUAGCACUUCCCAUGGCCCACUACGACAACCCCAUGCUGAGCUUCCUGCGCAGAAAGGAAUACCCUCUUUUAUCGCGAGUUGACACACUACAGCAUGGCAUAUUCUUCGGCGAGGGAGGCGCAGUCAACGAUGUUAUUAAGAAGUUGGUCAACCACGACCUUUUCAAAAACACAACGGCUACCAAGGAUAAGAUCACCGAAUUGGGGAAGAAACCGGGCGGACCAUUUGUCAACCUUCUGUCGCAGAAAGAAAUCGCUGUGGAGCCAAAGGCCGACGGAAUUGCAUACUAUUCUAUUGAUACGAUUGCCAAAACAUACGGAGUAGUCGCUGAUAAGUUGAAUGCCACAACUCAAGUGGAGGGGCUAACCAUGCUGGCAACGCUGAUCAACUCCCACCUGCAUCUAACCUUCCAGGACAUUUUUUCAGAAGGCGUGGCUGUUCUCAAACCCCUACCGGAACAUAGCUCAGCGCUCAUGUAUGAAGCCAUUGAUAUUGCCAGGAACCUCACACAAUGUCCCACCUCACCGAUGCCUGAGUCCUGUCCACCAAAUAGACCGAAGUGCAAGCCAUGCGAUCCAGAGAAAGCGAAAGGCCCUGCACUGUACCCUGCGUACAAGAAUACGUCUACUCUUUUCACCAUUGGCACCGUUCCGCAUCCCUACACCAUGAAUCUACUUCGAUACAACCGCGAUGACUUAGACGGAAAUUUCUUGCGCCGGAAUGGGGAGCGCGACCAGUGGCUGACUGCAACAACCGUCGAAUCAGUCGGCGAAACCCACUCGAGCGAAGAGCGUGUCGUGCAUUUCAAAGAAGCAGUAGCCGCCCCGCACAACGCCUCCAAUUCCCUCUGGCUCACUGCCGAGCGCGAGACUCAGAUCGAUCUGGACUGGAUCUUUGGAUUCAAUCUACCUCAGGAAGCCGCGGAAGCUAGGGGCGUUGGGCACCUAAAGGACGUGCCGGGUGUGAAAACCUUCCCGCGUCCAGCACAACCCACACCAUUAAACGAAGCCAAAAAGCCAGACGACGAAGCCAUAGCGAACGAAGAAAAGCGGCUGAUCAAGGCUCGAGACGCGCUCAAGAGCAAAGACCGCCGCAUGCGGGAAAUCAUUCAGAUGGUAGAACAAUGGAGCAUGGCAGACACCGAAGCGUGGAAAUUCGCAACCGCCUGGUCGGCGAGACGGCGACAGGAGCGCGAGACCUGGGAGAAGGAGGAGCAAAAGUACGCUGGCUCUGAGCGCAAAGCGGGCGUACGUCCAGGCGGCAAAGGAUUAAGUCGAUGGACGGAUAAGCUCACAGGGUAGGGUUGAGUUAACGCGCUGCUGUGCAACUCAGCAAAGCUCCCUCACUCGGCCCACUUCUUUGUACAAGUUUCUCCGUAUGGCAUCAACAUUGCAUGGCUAUGGAUUUUCUCCAUCUUGGACGUCCUUACCUUUUCCUUUUUUGGGGAAAUGCUUUCGAGCGGCAAAAGCUUGAUGGGUUCUUGUUUCUCUGGCGUAAUGUACCAUAAACAUACCUCUUGUUUUUAUUUAGCAAAAGCGUGAACGAUAGAAUAUUUUACUUUAUCCUACCACAGUCUGUCAU